GACUGCACAAAUCCACCCAAUCACAAGCCUUCCUGUGUCCCCGGAUCGACGUGGGGGAGCUCUUAUCUUAUCAACGCCAAUCACUUCCUCAACUUGCUUUCUCUCCUUUUUCUUUUCCGCUCUUCCAUCUUCAUACUUAACAAUGUCUGCACACCUACCCAUCAAACGCAAACCACUCGUUCUCCCUCCCCAAGAAACAGGCGUGAUCCGACCCACACCACCGCGACCAAGGUCCUCCAAUGGAAAGACAAGUCCACACCCCGUCCCGCCACCACUACGACCAACCACAUCCAACGGAAGGCCCUCCGAGCUAUAUCCAACACCAACAUCAACGCCACCACCACCCUACUACUAUGACUACCCGCCAAGUCCCAAUGUACCCCCAAUACCUCAAUCGGCAACGCCAACACCACAAACCCACCUGCGACCUCCCCUCCACACAGCGCUCUCAACGCCAUCCCUCCGCACCCACAAAAGCACCCCGAAUCUCCGCCCUCCGCCCCGCUCCACAACAGACCUCCCCGCACCCGCACCAGCUCCAAACGCCAUCCAAAAAGCCUACGGGGAAGUCUCCCACUUCCUGGGCGGUCUAAUCGCCCACCCAACAGAAUCAACUAGGCACCACACCAUCCUCCGCCAUUCGCACGGGAUAGUCUUCUACCGCGGUCCCCCAACCUCAAUCGCCAUCUCCAUCUUCUGCGACACCCCCCUCCCCGCCGACCGAACCUACUACCUCCAAAGCCGCGGCUGGACCGGCAAAACCGGAAUGAGAGCCAAAGCCCUCUUCCGCCUAACAGACGACUGGCUCGACGUGACCCCAUCCUUCGCACUACGCCCCAACCAAGUCGAACCAGGCGACGAGCGCGCCUGGCAGCGCGAUAUCAACAAGUUCCGAAAGAAGGCGCCCUCAAAGCUCCUGAGCCAUAAACUGCGCGAGACAGUCGUGGCGCGGAUCCCCGCCGAAGCAGGCGACGGGUAUUUCCAAUUGAACCUGUGCCAGAACGGGAAGAAGAAGAAGGUUCUUUGCUCCAGUCCCGUUUUUCGGGUGCUAAGUACGUCGUUGGAUCCGAGUUCGUUGCGCGGGGCGAGUCUGUCAACCAUGCCGUUGGAGGUUGGGGCGAUGGUGUUGGGGAUGUAUGCGCAGACGGCGGCGCGGGCGGCGGUGAAUCCUGUUACGGCGAAGGUGUCGAAUAAAUUGGCGGGGUAUAAGCCGAGCGCGGUAAAACAGACUGCUGUGAAAACCGUGUAUUCAGCGAGUGGGAUGGAGGAGAGUGUGAAUAGGAUGAGGGCACGACAUACCCACGGACCCAGCAGCAACGAAGCAGAAAGUAGUGCAAGAGAGGUCCAGGAGCAUCAGCAGGCCGCUACGCUGGAAAUGGGCCCGCAGCACCCGUUCCCGAUGGACUUUAAAGCGCGCGCUCAGCCUCAUGUCCACACAGAGAGAGACCCAGUCGACAUGCCCAGGUACACUCUCGUCAAGGCCCCGGAUUCAGUGCUGGACAGGCUACGCGGGUACUUCCUCGCCUGGACGCGGUUCGACCUGGAUCAAAGCCCCCCGACACAAACACAAACGCCAUACACCCCAACCUCACCAUAUACUCCAUACCACCCCCAAACACCAACAUAUCAAGCUUAUUCCCCCAAACCACAAACUGAACCCCAAGCCCAAAAAAGUCACUGGUACCCAACCAUCAUUUCCCUGCACCCUCUAGACCCAACCCACCAAACAAGAGUGAACCUCUCGCAGGCAAUGCAAAAAACAACUACCCUCCGCUUCCUCGAUGAGGUCCAUCUCCCGCCAUUAGCCAAGGUGCAAGUCCGUGUAAUGUGUUUCUUGCGCGCGGAUAUCCCUCCCCCGUCGCCGUCAGGAAUGACGGAGAAGGAUCUGCUGGUGGCGCGCGAGGCAGCAGCGGAGGCGGAGAUGCUCGCUGAUACGUGUGACGUCGAUUACGCGCAGGCUCUACUGGACCAUCCAGCCUGGGGACCAGAAGGAUCUGGGGGAUCUGAUCGGCAGGGGAGCUGGGUAGGGCGGACGGUGGAAGGGAUGGAAAAUGCGCGAAUGCGGGCGGAGAAGAUGGUGGAUAAGGUGCCGCUGCAUUGGAUUGGGGUUCGGUCGCCCUCGGCGGAGGUACGGGAUCGACAGGUUGAGGUUAAUGGGUUCUAUAUUGUGCGAGGAUAGUAUGGAAUUGAGAGUGU
Aspergillus alliaceus is the source of this 2196-nucleotide messenger RNA. RefSeq lists its product as uncharacterized. The record is from RefSeq and is a predicted model, not a curated record. The transcript has a single exon. Bases 143 to 2179 code for a protein of 678 amino acids. Lineage: Eukaryota; Fungi; Ascomycota; Eurotiomycetes; Eurotiales; Aspergillaceae.